Molecule: messenger RNA, 1551 nt
Organism: Cladocopium goreaui
Lineage: Eukaryota; Dinophyceae; Suessiales; Symbiodiniaceae
Source: the annotation of a GenBank genome assembly
AUGCGACAGGCUACUUUGGAGGAUACCAUGGAUGGCUGGGUCUCCGCAGAGCCGCACAGAGUGGUGCAGGCAGAGCUUCCCCUUGUUGCGUGCCAGUCUGUUUCACAGUCGGAAGCUGCAAGCAGCGGGUAUGUUGAGGGAGUUAGGAAAAAAGGUGGCAGACCCCGGAAGUCUUGGCAGCGGCAGCGGCAUUCUUCUUUUGACAUGCUGGAGCGAGAGGAGCAGAAAGUGCUACACAAGCCUUUGGUGUCUUCUUCAAAGGAUAGGUCCUUGGCGGUGCUGGCUGCCUGUGACCGCUGCAAAGACUGCUCCAAGCAGUAUUGCUUUGCACUUGAGAAGGGCCAGGGCAAUGUGGUUUGUGUGCAACAGACUGGUGAGUGCAGCGGAGAGAGGAAUUUGAAACGCAUGAAAUUGUUUCAUGCCAAAGCAUACGCAACUUCUUUAUCGCCUUCAAACGCUUUGUCUAAGAUGGCGGAUGAUGGCAUUGGCGCAGAGGAGCGUCCCAGUGGCCGUCGUCUCGAUUGUGCCAGCCUUGCGGCGCAUUGGAAACAGCAUGGGCCUCGUGGAACCUAUUUGGCCACUACUUGUUCGAAACGUUUGGCUGGUGGCUCCUUGGCGAAGCUGUGCUACGUCAUGCCGAAGUUUUGCUUACGCAACGCUUUGGAGAAGCCCGAAGACAUGUCCGCCAGCAUGGGAAUAGCGUUGGCAGAAUCCCCCGAGGCCUUGCACAGGGCCUGCUCGCACAGUGCUUCUGGCAGGUAUGACCUUCGCCGGCACAUGUUCUUACGGCAAGCCUAUGUCACACUGUAUGUGACCGCUGAGAAGAUCAUCGAUGGGCACAACCACUACAUGCAGGGCGGUGGCCAUACAGAGCACACAGUCUUCUUGUCGGAGGUCAUACAUGGGAAGAGCUUCUUGGCGCCCAUCCCAAAAGGAACAGACACGUCCUCCAGAAAGGGCAAAAAGAAGUUAAAGCAAAGUGAUCGCACCAAGAAAAUGCUCGGUGCCCCUGGAAAAAAUGACCCUCCGCCGCUCGUCAAGCCAAAGGCAGAAGGCUUGGUGCCGGACUGUUGGGAUGUUGAAGCUUUUCUUCCAGGAAUGCAGAAAGACAAGGACAGUUUGCCUGUCAUGUCCUGUGUGGGAGCUGCUGAGGCAGACUCCUGCAUGGCCAGCACGAGAGCUGGUGGUCGAUGCACCAGAAAGAAGGUGAAUGGUAAUUUCUGUCACCAGCAUGAGCUGGAGCUGUCAUCCAAACAGAAACAGCUUGAGUUUGUGCAAGAUUUCGAAGACAUUCUCGAGGCAACCCAGGAGCAGUGGAGCCAAGAGCAGCUGAACAUGGCUGUAGCUCUCUCGUUGCCCGAGAACGAAGAAGCUCGCGAGCAAAAACGUCGCAGUGAUCGCCUGGUUGCUCAGCGCUUGUCCGAGAUGGGAUUGCGCAAGGUAGAGACAUUGCGGUGGCGUGGAGUGCAGGCUUGCAAAGCCGAUGCGACGGGUGCUCGGAAUGGCUACAUCGUGGAAGCUCGGGCGCACGCUUGGAAUAUCUUGGAAUGA